Messenger RNA from Penicillium soppii, 4239 nucleotides. RefSeq names its product chromatin-remodeling histone chaperone SPT6 (gene spt6). Bases 1 to 4239 code for a protein of 1412 amino acids. The record is from RefSeq and is a predicted model, not a curated record. NCBI's taxonomy places the organism in Eukaryota, Fungi, Ascomycota, Eurotiomycetes, Eurotiales, Aspergillaceae. Gene Ontology annotation, molecular function: histone binding; DNA binding; nucleosome binding. Gene Ontology annotation, biological process: transcription elongation-coupled chromatin remodeling; mRNA transcription by RNA polymerase II; positive regulation of transcription elongation by RNA polymerase II. Gene Ontology annotation, cellular component: transcription elongation factor complex. The transcript has 4 exons.
AUGAGCCUUCGCGACCUGGUCGAGGGUGAGGCGAUCAUGGACGAUGAUGAGAAUGAUGAGGAGCUUCCCGAUGACUACGAUGGUGAGGUCCGCCAGGGCGCGGGGACUACAAACCAUUACAAUGACUCCAGCGAGGAAGAAGAUGAAGAGGAGGAUGACGAGGAGGCCGCUCGCGCCGUUCGCGAAGGCUUCAUCGUUGACGAAGAUGAGGAGGACGAACGCGCCCAUCGCAAACACAAGAAACGUCCCCGUGCUGCUCGUGAAGAAGAGCACCUAGACGAAGACGAUUUGGAACUCAUUGGGCACACCCCAAGCCAUCAACGAGGACCAACCACAGAGUCGAAAUUCAAGCGCUUGAAGCGAGGCAAGGAUCGCGAGAGCCAUCAACCGUCCCACGGCGUCGAUGAUAUUUUCAACUCAGACGAAGAAGAGGAAGCACAGCAAUACGCCCGACCAGGCCAGCGCCGCGUGAUGCGCGAUGAGAUGGACGAUUUCAUCGAGGAGGACACUUUCUCCGACGACGAGGCUCAGCGUGAGCGAGAUGACCUUGAGGUUGCGCCUGCGUCAAGAGUCAACAAGACUGGACUCAUUCCGACUGACACAUCGGGCUUGGACGAAAAUGCGCUUGAGGAUAUGCGUGCUGCAUUUGGUGACGGCACCGAGUACGACUUCGCAUUGCAGAUGGAAGAUCAAGAGGAUGCGGACAAACAGACCGAAGAACGUCAUCUCGAUUUAAAGGACGUCUUUGAACCAUCCGAACUAGCCGAGCGGAUGUUGACCGAAGACGAUAAUGAAAUUCGUCUCGUCGAUGAACCCGAGCGCCACCAGGUUGCUCGCAAGCCAUAUAAACAUGUCACUUUGACUGAGGAUCAGUUCCGGGAGGAAGCCGUCUGGAUCUCAAACUUGAUGUUGCUAAAGAAGCGCAUGGAGCCUGAAUUACGGGAACCUUUCCAGCGUUCCGUUGCUAAGAUGUUGGAGUUUUUAAUCACUGAUGAUUGGGAAGUGCCGUUUAUCUUCCAACACCGCAAGGACUACAUGAUCCAUGCCGUUAAGGAUAUGGAUGAAGCCAACCAGGGCGACGAUUCCGCUCAAUACAGAAUCCGCGCCGAGAAGCUUCUGAACAUGACCGAUCUAUGGGACAUAUUCGACUACGACCUCAAAUUCCGCGCUUUGGUUGAUAAGCGCGGUACGAUUCAAAAGUCUUAUGACAGCUUGCGUGAUCUCUUCAACGUUAACGACUCCAAUGUGGAGGAUCUACUUGCUGCUGCCGCCAGCAUGGAGGAGCUUCAGGACGUGCAAGAUUACAUUCAUUUCCAAUACUCCUCACAGCUACGCGAUUUGAACCAAUUGAAUGGUGAAGCCAAUGGAGAGACACAACGACGCAAAGCAACUGGUCGAUCAUUCUUUGAGCGGGUUCGAAAUGGCAAGGCUUACGGCAUGGUGCGUGCCUUCGGAAUCACUGCAGAUGCCUUUGCUCAGAAUGCCUCCAAAGAUGGUCGCCGACAAUACACCGAAGAUCCGUCUGAGCACCCCGAGGGGAUGGCGGAUCAGUUUGUCGACAAUGACUUUUCCAAUAGCUCGCAUGUUCUGAAGGCCGCAAAAACCAUGUUUGCCGAAGAGCUUGCCCUUAGUCCCAAAAUGCGCAAGGUCAUUCGACAGGCUUAUUACAUGAACGGAGUUGUCGACUGUUUCCGCACAGAAAAAGGGCUUCGCCGGAUUGAUGAACAACACCCUUACGCUGAAUUCAAAUAUCUGCGGAACCAACAGCUUAGUGACAUUGCUCGCCGCCCAGAAAUGUUCUUGCGCAUGCUCAAGGCCGAGGAAGAAGGAUUGGUCGAUGUUCGGGUCCGCUUUGAAAAUUUUGAUCAAUUCCGCUCUCGUCUAUACGCCGACAUCGAGUCAGACAACUACAGCGAAGUUGCUGAUGCAUGGAACCGUGUCCGUCGCGACGUGCUGGACUUGGCUCUUGGAAAAUUGGAGAAGUUGAUCAAUCGUAGUGUCAAAGAAAACAUUCGCCAGGAAUGUGAGAACCAUGUGGCCAAGGAGUGCCGUGAAGCGUUCUCACAGCGCCUGGAUCAGGCACCUUAUAAACCGAAGGGCAUGGUCCUCGGCACUGUGCCCCGUGUUCUCACCCUGUCCACGGGAUCCGGACAAGUGGGUAGGGAUCCCAUUCACUGGGCGUACACAGAAGAAGAUGGUCGUGUCUUGGAGAAUGGCAAGUUCGUCGAUCUUUCAUUGGGAGAUGAGAGCCGUGGAAUUGCAGAUGGCGCCAACGUAGCCGCUUUCGUGGAUUUGAUUGAUCGCCGUCGACCGGAUAUCAUUGGUGUCUCGGGAAUGACGCCAGAAACACGCCGUCUAUAUAAGCUUUUGUCUGAGCUUGUCGAGCAGAAGGAUAUGCGCGGCGCCUCCUACACAGAUGACCGCGAUGAAGAAGUCAGUGACCCGUUGGAGGUGGUCAUCGUCAACGAUGAGGUUGCCAGGUUGUAUCACAACAGUCCUCGUGCCAGAAGCGACAACCCUGGCUUCGGGCCGUUGACCCAUUACUGCGUGGGUCUGGGUCGCUACUUGCAAAGCCCGCUCAAGGAAUAUGCAUCCUUGGGCCGUGAUAUUGUCUCCAUCCAAUUCAAGCCAGGCCAGCAAUUAGUAUCUCAGGAUCUGCUUCUCAAGCAGCUGGAAACCGCUUUAGUGGACAUGGUCAACCUUGUGGGUGUCGAUCUUAACGAGGCAGUGGCCGACACAGCGACCGCCAAUCUCUUACCGUAUGUCUGUGGUCUUGGACCUCGAAAGGCUGCUCACCUGCUCAAAAUUGUCAACAUGAACGGCGGCGUUGUUAACAAUCGAGUGGAAUUGCUUGGUGUCAACGCCCAAUACCCGGCCAUGGGUGUCAAGGUCUGGAACAACUGUGCCAGUUUCGUUUAUAUCGACUUUGAAAAUGCCGAUCCAGAUGCCGAUCCACUGGACAACACUCGUGUACACCCCGAAGACUAUGACAUUGCACGCAAGAUGGCUGCCGAUGCUUUGGAGUUGGACGAGGAAGACAUCAAGGCCGAGAAUGAUGAGAAUGGCACAGGUGCGAUCAUGCGGAAGCUCUUCCGCGAGGAGGCACAGGAUCGUGUCAACGAUCUGAUUCUGGAAGAGUAUGCAGAGCAGCUGGAGAGGAAUCUCAACCAGCGCAAGCGUGCUACUCUUGAGACAAUCAGAGCUGAAUUGCAACAGCCAUACGAAGAAUUGCGUAAGCAAUUCGUUUUCCUCGGCACAGACGACAUCUUUACAAUGCUCACUGGUGAGACGCCUGAAUCUCUCACGGUUGGUAUGGUGGUACCUAUUGCCAUCAAGCGGGUGUUCGACGACCACAUUGAGGCCAAGUUGGACUGCGGGGUGGAUGUGCUCGUGGCCGAAACCGAACUUGGUCUUGACCAUCGAGUUCAAGUGCGCAACGUAUACCAGCCCCACCAGACUGUCCCUGCCAAGAUACUAUUCCUCAACCGCAAGACAUUCUCUUGCAAUGUGUCUCUGCGUGAAGAGCAGGUCACUCAGCCAUCUCGCCGAAACCCAGACCAUGGCUUUGGCGACUGGGACGACCAGCAAGAGCGAGCUGAUAAGGAGUCAUUGCAGGAGACAACACAGCGCGGUGGCCAGGCCAUGCGUGUUAUCAAGCACCCACUUUUCCGGCCUUUCAACUCAACGCAAGCUGAGGAAUACCUGGGCUCCCAGAGCCCUGGCGAUGUUGUAAUCCGGCCGUCCUCCCGGGGCCACGAUCACUUGGCCGUCACCUGGAAGGUGGAACAAGGUGUGUAUCAACACAUUGAUGUUCUUGAACUUGAUAAAGAGAACGAGUUCUCUGUCGGUCGUGUCCUUAGGGUCGGUGGUCGUUACAGUUACAGCGAUCUGGACGACCUGAUCGUCAACCAUGUCAAGGCGAUGGCCAAGAAGGUGGGCGAGAUGGUUCUGCACGAAAAGUUCCAGAAAGGCAACAAAGCCGAGACGGAUCAAUGGCUCGAGACCUACACCAAGGCUAACCCUCGCCGUUCGGCAUAUGCCUUCUGCAUCAAUGCCAAAUACCCCGGUUACUUCUACCUAUGUUUCAAGGCAGGCGAACAUGCACGACUUCAAAACUGGCCCGUCAAGGUUAUUCCUCAGGGCUAUGAACUGCAAAAGAACCCUUACCCGGACAUGAAUGCUCUGUGCAAUGGCUUCAAGCUGAUGUUCAGUAACAUGAGCAAGGGUGGUCGGAGAUGA